Molecule: messenger RNA, 1809 nt
Organism: Megalops cyprinoides (Indo-Pacific tarpon)
Lineage: Eukaryota; Metazoa; Chordata; Actinopteri; Elopiformes; Megalopidae
Gene: prdm14
Product: PR domain containing 14
Exons: 8
Coding region: 1-1809 (602 amino acids)
Biological process (GO): regulation of transcription by RNA polymerase II
Cellular component (GO): nucleus
Molecular function (GO): protein binding; RNA polymerase II transcription regulatory region sequence-specific DNA binding
Source: RefSeq, a predicted model, not a curated record
AUGUCGCUGUCUGUGUCAUGCAAUCCUGCGGCGAAGGACAGGAGUUACCAUUUAGAACCUCUCAAAGGGAACCCUUGCAGAGUGUCGAAUUACUAUGCCGGCACUCUACCCAGUUCGCAGUACAUGGGUGUCUUCAGGAGCGCACAGAGCGUCUUUCAUCCUCUGAAAUCCCUGGGACGCCUCGUCACGGACACUCAAGCAGUUAUGCCUUUCAAUUUCAACGGAGUCCCGUCCUUUUUCAACCAUAAUAGCCACCAGACAUCUGUCAUUCAAGAGCAAGUCUACAGCGUGUCCAGCGCUCCGUACCUCAACAGAAUGCAACACACCCCGCACGCCCUGUACCACAAGCACGAGGAAUUACCCACCAGAGUUAGCGGGCAUACAGCGGGAUCCUUGUCAGAAUUCAGCAGUCCAGCAAGCGAUAAAUCAUCCAUCACGUCGUCUUCAUCUCCGAAGCAGAGUUUAGUCUGUCUUCGCAACUCAGAUUCAGUCACAGAAAAAACAAACAGUUACUGUUUCAGCGAAGAAGAUCUUUUCACCGUUCUCUAUGGUUACUCAAAGAGCCAGGACCAGAGUGCUGGCCAUGCCAUCUCUGGCCUGGUCUUCCCUGGAACCACAGUUCCCGAUAAUCAAUCUCAGCUCCUGGACACAGAGGCUCUAGAACUACCGGAAGGAUUGUCUAUACUUCAAACAAAGUAUGGAGAUGUUCCCCACUAUGGAGUUUUUGCACACAAGAGCCCCAUACCUAAAGGGACACGGUUUGGGCCUUUCCAAGGAAAACUGGUGAACACCAGCGAGAUCAAAACGUAUGAUGACAAUACAUUGAUGUGGGAGAUCUUUGAGAAUGGUCGCCUGAGUCACUUUGUGGACGGCAGAGGGUCGUCGGGGAACUGGAUGUCUCUGGUGAAAUGCGCCCGAUUUCCAGAAGAACAGAACCUCAUCGCCGUCCAGAGCCAAAGUCAGAUCUUCUAUGAAACCUGUAAAGAAAUCAGGUCAAAUCAAGAGCUCCUGGUCUGGUACGGCGACUGUUACGUGCAAUUUCUUGGAAUCCCGCUCACGCUGAAGGAAAUGAUCAGUGACAGAAACACACUGAUCCCAACCGAAGACUCGGGAGAAGGGUUCAAGUGUGAUCGAUGCGGAAAAGUCUUCGCGUACAAAUACUACAGAGAUAAACAUCUGAAGUAUACGCGGUGUGUGGACCAGGGGGAUAGAAAGUUCCCUUGUCAUCUUUGCAACAGGUCAUUCGAAAAGCGCGACCGACUCAGGAUCCACAUUUUACACGUUCAUGAGAAACACAGGCCUCAUAAGUGCACCGUGUGCGGGAAAAGUUUCUCUCAGUCGUCCAGCCUGAACAAACACAUGCGCGUGCACUCGGGAGAGCGGCCUUACAAGUGUGUUUACUGUAACAAGGCAUUCACUGCCUCGAGCAUUCUACGGACCCAUAUCAGGCAACAUUCUGGCGAGAAGCCCUUCAAGUGCAAGCACUGCGGAAAAGCCUUCGCCUCUCACGCGGCACACGACAGUCAUGUGAGGCGAACCCAUGCCAAAGACAAAGCAUACUCCUGUGACGUUUGUGGCAACACUUUCAAAGAUGUGCAAGAGCUCAAAUAUCACAUGAAGAGUCAUAAAGGGGAGCGACCACUUUUAGACAGUGUCCUCUCAUCACCAGUUCCUUCAAACCAUUCUGUGGGCGAUAAGGAUUUGUUUUCCAUAACCAAGGACUGCGCUGGGACUCAAAGGCAACUGAGAGAGAACUAUUCCUACAGCGGACUGACCUCCCUAAAUACAGAAUACCGACCUUGGAAUUAG